AUGAGCCUGCAGGAGCUGCUGUGCCGCUCCGGAGCCCCGAGAGCCCUGUGGUGGACGCUGCUGCGGCCGCCCCCCACGUCCCGGCGUGGCCUCUUCUCUGGAUCCCCGACCCACUGGAACCAGGUGGUGUCGGAGGCGGAGAAGAUCGUGGGCUACCCGACCUCAUUCAUGAGUCUCCGCUGCCUCCUGAGCGACGAGCUCAGCAACAUCGCUAUGCAGGUGCGCAAGCUGGUCGGGACGCGGCACCCGCUGCUCAACACGGCCAGGGGGCUUGUACAUGAUAGUCGGAAUAACCUUCAGAUGCGUGGCCUGGUGGUAUUACUUAUUUCCAAAGCUGCUGGACCCAGUCAUACUGCAGCAUUAUCUCUCAAGCAUGACAUGGUCAGUGGAAUUUAUCCCAGUCAAAGAAGUCUGGCAGAGAUCACAGAACUUAUCCACACCGCUUUCCUCGUGCAUCGUGGGAUAGUAAAUUUAAGUGAAUUGAAUUCAUCUGAUGGUCCACUGAAAGACAUGCGGUUCGGAAAUAAAAUAGCAAUCCUGAGUGGAGACUUCCUUCUGGCAAAUGCCUGCACAGGACUUGCUCAGUUGCAGAACACUAAGGUCGUGGAACUUGUAUCAAGUGCUCUUAUUGACUUAGUACAGGGGAUAUACUGUGAAAACUCUACUUCAGCAGAGGAAAACUGUAUCACAGAUGAUAUCGGAAUAUCGACUUGGAAGGAGCAGAUUUUCCUCUCCCAUAGUGCCUUGCUAGCAAAGAGCUGCCAAGCUGCAAUGGAAUUAGCAAAGCAUGAUACUGAGGUCCAGGAUAUGGCAUUUCAGUACGGAAAGCACAUGUCUAUGAGUCAUAAGAUAAACUCUGACCUCCAGCCUUUUAUUAGAGGGAAAUGCGGUGGCUCCAUAGCAUUUAAUUUAAAUUCAGCUCCUGUAGUCUUACAUCAGGAGUUUCUUGGAAGAGAAACGUGGAUUAAACAGAUCAGAGAGGCUCAAGAAAAAGGGAGCUUAAACUAUUCAAAGUUACAAGAAGCAAUCCUGGCUGGCAAAGGUGUGACUUCAGCUAUUGACCUAUGUCGUUACCAUGGAAACAAGGCCCUGGAAGCCCUGGAGUGCUUUCCUCCCUCUGAGGCCAGAUCUGCUUUAGAAAACAUUGUGUAUGCUGUCACCAGGUUUCCUUGACACAGAAUUUAAAAAGAGACCAUUGUUCGUUGGCUGAAAAUAACAGGGAAGAUGGGGGAGAGGUCUCCACUGUGAACCAUCUAAAUGUGUCAGUGGUUUAAUUUUUUUUUUUUUCAUUUACCACAUAACCGAAUGAGCUUCGCCUUCUUUUUGGAGCUGCUACAAACAAAAUUAGAAGAAGGAAGAGGGGGGUGGAGGGAGGUCAAACAGUUUUCACUUGGCAUGCCAGAAGCACACUUGAGGCAGCUCUAGCAGAAAUAAUUAAUGAGCUUCGCUCCUGUGACCUCAGCAAAUGGACAGGAAAUAAGUCCGUAUUGAUUGGACCGAGCUAGGGAUGGCGCCAGGGUGAUGGCCUGUGGUUUCCCUGCGCUAAAAAGGACAGAGGGGGGCAGGCAGGCAGCUUGCAGGUGUCAUGAGCAACCCUUAGUGAACAGGCCAGAAUAGAAGAGUGUGAAGUCAAGAAUUAAUGUACCAAUUUGUCAUUAUGAAGGGAAGUCCAAUGAAUUAAGAAGAAAAACCUUUUCUCUGUCUCCCUGCAAUUAUGUCUCUUCUCAGUUUUAUGUAUUGAAAUGUGAAAAUGCUUUGUUUUUUGAUGGUUGCUAAAUGUACUAAGAAAAUGUGUCAUGGGUGAUAGGUAGGAAAUUUUUAAGUGCUCUCUGAUAUUCACUUGGUUCUUAUAGGAAAUGGAAUCGCCUCUUUUCUCUCUUGAAGAUUAAAUUUUUAACCACCA
Molecule: messenger RNA, 1903 nt
Organism: Gracilinanus agilis (Agile Gracile Mouse Opossum)
Lineage: Eukaryota; Metazoa; Chordata; Mammalia; Didelphimorphia; Didelphidae
Gene: PDSS2
Product: decaprenyl diphosphate synthase subunit 2
Exons: 8
Coding region: 1-1173 (390 amino acids)
Biological process (GO): isoprenoid biosynthetic process; ubiquinone biosynthetic process
Cellular component (GO): transferase complex; mitochondrion
Molecular function (GO): prenyltransferase activity
Source: RefSeq, a predicted model, not a curated record